This is a messenger RNA of Penicillium chermesinum, 3579 nucleotides long. RefSeq names its product WW domain protein. Gene Ontology annotation, cellular component: membrane. The record is from RefSeq and is a predicted model, not a curated record. The transcript has 3 exons. The coding region runs from base 1 to 3579 and encodes 1192 amino acids. NCBI's taxonomy places the organism in Eukaryota, Fungi, Ascomycota, Eurotiomycetes, Eurotiales, Aspergillaceae. Gene Ontology annotation, molecular function: protein binding.
AUGAACCCCGGCGAGAGUCGUGGCAUCCACCCUGAUGGGGAGAUGUUUUUCAACUCUUCCAACACUCCAGACGAGUCGCCCGUGGUCGGUCCUUUGAGAAUCAGUAAACGAGACUCAGCAUCCCCUACUUCAGCACCGAGUCCACCAAAUGCCCCAUUGCCGUACCCCGAUGAUAGAGCUCGCCCUCAACCGCGUACUUCGAGUGCCAAUGACAACCGUCCAACGGAUCCCUAUAGAUAUGGAUCGCCGCCCGCCGGGACCAGCUCAGUGAGCCCCGCUAACUACCCCGCGGCUUUGCGCCCACGCGAAAGUCGUGAGCCGCGAGUCGCGACACUAGCGGAACGUCGAGGUGCUGCACCAAGACCGCUGCCCGAAUCCCCCGCCGAUGUUCCAGAUCGAGAAACAUUAGCUGCCAGGCCCUAUCCAGCCCCUCCGGCUCCGGCCUCCAACGCGACGACAUCAAAUGCAGGUCAUUAUGAUUAUCGUCAACAGUACUAUCCACCUCCCCAGAGCUCCACCCCUCGACCCUCUGCUACGCCUCGGCCUUCCGCCAACCUCCAACCACCGCAGGAUUCAUCUGGACUGAAUCGCAUCAGCUCAACUGCCUCUACCUCAACUACUCGUGCCCAACGGGGAUCUCCCCCGCCACCAGAGACACCUGUUGUUGGACCAGGCCAACAGCCGAGCUCGGACAUUGAAGCCCGGUAUGCUGCAGCGGGAAUCGCCGGGACUGGGACGUUGGCUGGCAUGCAGUCCCAAGGCUCUGCCGCCCAACGGCGAGCCGAGCAGUAUUCUGGACAACAGCCAGUCCAGAGACCAUGGACGCCAACAGAACAGCCAGGGACCCAGCCCCAUGGACCCCCAACUGUAUACCAAGGCGCAGAAGUUGUUAGUAGCCCACCUCCAGGCCCUGUUCACCCAGCGUAUAGCAGCCCGCCGCCUCCUCAGUCUCAGUUAGUACAACCACAACUACAGCCGCAGCCACAGCCACAGGCUCAGCAACAGCAGCAGCCCCAGAGGAUCCCAUCCAAUGCUUUAGAGCAGGAUAUGGACCGAAUGCGGAUCAGUUCUUCACCUCCACCUGCUUACUCUAGCGUUUCUGGGUCCACACCUGCAAACAGUUAUCCAAAUGAGAAACCGAGUGGAAGUGCCGCCGCCGGUGCCGCUGCCACAGCCUCUCCGGCUGGCCAUCCCGCGAUGGCUAACCAAGCUCAACCUGGUGUUAGCAGCUCUCCUGCACCGACUGUGUCAGACCACCCUGCCUUUGCCAAUGACCCACCACAGCAACGACCUCAGACGGGUUAUACGCUCUCUGACCGUCCGGUCAACGAUCAUCCAGUCGCUCAGCAGGCGACUCAGAUGACGGUCACUUCCCCAGGGCCCUCUGGAGCUCCACCAGCAUCUCCCCCGCCGCUUCCUGAGGGUUGGAUGGCUCAUCUGGAUCCGAGCUCUGGGCAGUAUUACUACAUCCAUUUGCCCACGCAAUCGACCCAGUGGGAAUUUCCAAAGGGGCCUACCCCGCUUAAUCUUAACGAGGCCCCCAUGUCUCCUGUUGGCAGCGUCUAUAGCAGCCAUCCCAUGGCAUCUCCUGGACUAUCGGUCUUCAGUAAACCCUUGGCUUCCCCUGGUGUGCCUUUGACACCCGGAUUCGAGAGUCUCGCGUCUCCCAUGACUGGGUUUACAGGGCCACCUCCCACCAGUGGCGUGGAAAUCUACAAGACUGCUCCGACGAAUGGUGUCUAUUUUGGGCCUUACCUGCGUUAUACAAACAUGGACAUCGAUCGUGGAAUAUGGCUUGGCUCUAUCCUUUUGGUGACUGAUGCUGCACAGCCUCCGACCAUUCAUAUGCAUCAAAGCGUGGAUCUUUCUCCCAACCCAAGGCAGCUGAAAGCGGUCAAUAUUGCUGCUCAUCAGCGUUGGACCUUCUACAAGUAUGAAAUUGAUAUUCAAAUGGAUGAAGCAGGACCUGCCAAGUGGACUUACGCCAUUACUUCUCACCUCGGUUGCACUCGCUACGAGUUUCUGGUCGCUGGACGACACGAGACUAAUUGGCGUUUCAUUGCAACUUCAGGCAAUGACUUCUCCAUCAAUGUCAAUGCCAAUGAGCGCUCGCGACUUGGCGGUGUCGGCUUCAUGUGGAAGGAUAUCAUGCAAAAGCACAACGAGAUUGGAGGUUUCCAUACGCAACUCUCUCUUGGAGGUCAAAUCUACGCUGACCGCAUGUGGAAGGAGAUCCCUUGUCUCAAGCAGUGGCUGGCCAUCCGCGGAAAAGAGGCAAGAAAGGAUGCUCCAUGGACGGCAGCAAACCAACAAGAUGUUUCCCAUGCAUACUUUCAUUAUUACACAAGCCACUUUGAUCAGCCUUACUUGAGAGAGGCGUUUGCACAAAUUCCUUACAUCUGUCAAAUAGAUGAUCACGAUAUAUUUGACGGAUUCGGGUCCUACCCGGAUCACAUGCAGUUCUCCAACAUGUUCAAAAACAUUGGCCGCAUUGGUAUCGAAAUGUACCUGCUUUUCCAACAUCAUACUACCCUUGAUAUCCUUCGGAAUGUCAGCAAUGAUAUGGAUCUCUUCACGAUUACUGGUACAGGCUGGCACUUUGUGAAAUACAUGGGCCCCGGUCUUGUGGUUGUCGGUCCUGACUGCCGCUCAGAGCGUAACCCUCAUCAGGUCAUGGCUGGUCCAACUUAUCAAGGGCUCUUCCCGAAAAUUGUCAUGCUCCCGCCAAGCGUGCAGCAUUGUAUCUGGAUGAUAUCUGUUCCACUAAUCUAUCCCCGGCUGGAAACAGCAGAGCAUAUCGCCCAGACCGUUGCUACCGGCAAGCGGGCGGUUACCGGUACCUAUAACUUACUCGGAAAGGUGACCAGUUCCGUCGCUGGUGUAGUUGGAGCCAAGGAGUUUGUUGGAUCCGGAUUUGAUUCAGUCAAGCGUGCAGUGGGUAAAUCCGGACUCAUGGGUGGCAUCUUGAGCCCUUUCGGCGAAUUUGACCUCAUGGAUGAACUCCGAGACCAGUGGACCCAUGACUCAAAGGAUAUCGAACGCACAUAUCUCAUUCGUACCUUGCAAGGUAUCUCCCACCAGAAGUCCAUCCGUAUGACCUUUCUCUCUGGAGCGGUCAAUGUGUGUGGUGCUGGUCUCGUGCAUGACCCCGCCCAGCCGUCCGAUCACAAAACCAUGUAUCAAUUGAUUGCCUCGCCCGUUGUGAAUACCCCGCCGCCUUCGUACGUGGUUAAGAUGUUGCAUAGCAACACAAAGCCUCUUUACGUCCCUGCCAAUGGUCAACGCUCAUCGGGACAGCCGACUGAUACCAAAGAAGACAUGAUGGAGAUCUUCCAGACCGAUAUCAAUGGACAACCUCGUGAGCAUCGCAAGCUGAUGGCACGACGGAACUACGUGGCUAUUGUGGCCUACGACCCAGAUGUUGUGUCAGCUCAUCCAUUUGCUCAGUCUCCAGUGAACCAGGGUCAAAAGAGCAAACUCAGCUUGGCUGCCGACUUCAUGGUUCAAGGUGAAAGUGCAUAUGCGAACGUCGUCAAAUACGGCCCGGUCAUCGUGCCCAGUUUGGAUCACGGUCGGUGA